UUCUUCUGAUCCCAUUUCCCAUUUCGGGAGUCCAAAAUUCUGUCUGUUCUUACCUCUCAGGAUCAGGGGUGAGAAAUCAGAAUCAUAUUCCAUCUGUCAACUGUGUGCGUUCGUUCUAAUUUGAGUUGUGUUCUUUUAGGUUUAUCUGUGUCUGGGUGGGGGAUAUUAAUUGGAUUGGAACGAUGUCUCUUCGAAAGGGAAAGGGAAAGGGAAAGGGAAAGGGAAAGGGACCUUUGAGUUUGAAGGCGGAGGAAGUGAAGGAGGAAGCAGAAGGAAUGUGGGCGGGCAUGGUAGCAGAGCUUCUUGGAGAGAUAAUAAAGCGGGUGGAGAGGAGCGAGGAACAGUGGCCGAACCGCCAAAACGUGGUGGCAUGCGGUUGCGUCUGUAAGCGUUGGAGAGAAAUCACCAGACAAGUUGUUCGCUCCCCUUCCCCUUCCCACAUCUCUGCCGUUCCCAAAAUCACUUUCCCUUCUUGCCUCAAACAGCCAGGACCCCGCCACAUUCCUCAUCAAUGUCUUAUUAAACGUAACAAGAAGACCUCAACCUUUUACCUUUAUCUUGCCCUCACUCCCUCAUUUACAGAUAAGGGAAAGUUUCUCUUGGCAGCACGGAGGUAUAGGCAUGGUGCUCACACUGGGUUUAUUGUAUCACUUGAUGCCGAUGACCUAUCUCAAGGAAGUAACGCUUAUGUUGGAAAAUUAAGCUCGGACUUUCUCGGGACAAAUUUUACAAUCUAUGACAGCCAGCCACCACACAGUGGUGCAAAACCCUCAAGUAGCAGAAGCAGCCGCCGUUUUGCAAGUAAGCAAAUUAGCCCUCAAGUUCCUGCUGGCAACUUUGAGGUUGGGCAGGUCUCUUACAAGUUCAACCUUCUGAAAUCUAGAGGUCCAAGGAGGAUGGUUUGCUCAUUCAAGUGCCCGUUGCCUGGAGAAGCUUCCAACAGCAAGUCUCUGGACAACAUCAAUGUGAAGAAACCAGAGUAUUCUUUGUCUGAAUAUACAGUUUUGAGGAAUAAAGCUCCUAGGUGGCAUGAGCAUUUGCAGUGCUGGUGCUUGAAUUUCCAUGGUCGGGUGACAGUAGCAUCAGUGAAGAAUUUUCAACUGGUUGCAAUAGCGGAUCAAAGUCAGCCAGGAGGAAAAGGAGAUGAGGAAACAGUUCUCCUUCAGUUUGGGAAGGUAGGGGAUGAUACCUUCACCAUGGAUUAUAGGCAGCCCUUGUCAGCUUUCCAGGCAUUUGCAAUUUGCCUCACCAGCUUUGGAACAAAACUGGCAUGUGAGUAAUAUUAUAUUCUGCUCUUAUUCUGUAUAUGCAAGAAAGUGGUGUCCUGGUCCUGGAUAUUUGUGGCGAUGGUUAUUAUGUACAUGUUGCUAUUGUAUGAGUAUGACAUGGCUUUUGUGUAAUAUAUAUAUUGGUAGUAGACAAUCUUAGUGCCAGCAAGCAUUGGUUUUUUAUUUAUAUAUUUAUUUUUAAUAAUUUACAUUGUUUUGCA
Quercus lobata is the source of this 1489-nucleotide messenger RNA. RefSeq names its product tubby like protein 7 (gene TLP7). The transcript has 4 exons. Lineage: Eukaryota; Viridiplantae; Streptophyta; Magnoliopsida; Fagales; Fagaceae. The coding region runs from base 183 to 1280 and encodes 365 amino acids. The record is from RefSeq and is a predicted model, not a curated record.